This is a messenger RNA of Brachypodium distachyon (stiff brome), 2714 nucleotides long. Its product is annotated as mitogen-activated protein kinase 10. Gene Ontology annotation, biological process: protein phosphorylation; intracellular signal transduction. The record is from RefSeq and is a predicted model, not a curated record. Lineage: Eukaryota; Viridiplantae; Streptophyta; Magnoliopsida; Poales; Poaceae. Gene Ontology annotation, cellular component: cytoplasm; nucleus. Gene Ontology annotation, molecular function: ATP binding; MAP kinase activity. Bases 414 to 2261 code for a protein of 615 amino acids. The transcript has 10 exons.
UGCUUCCUCCCUCUCCAUCCGUCGUCCCCUCUCUCUCUCUCUCCCCACCGUUCUUCUCUCUCUCUUAUUCCCCUCCCUGAGCGCGAGCGCAGACCCGCCAGAGGAGGAGGAAGAGGAGAGAGAGCGCGCGCGGGAGCCCUAGCCCUUCCCCAGCGCCGCGCGCGUCGCUAGGGUUAGGGUCUCCCUCCCCGCCUUCCGCCAUCCAUCUCCGUCGUCUCACGAUCCACCCGCCGGUGUGCGGGGGCGCCCUGCGGCGUGUGCGCUUCCGGCCUCGGCGGCGCGGCGCGAGCAAAUGCUGUGUGACUGACCGUUGAUUUCACGAGGGCGGGGUUCGUGUUGUUGUUGCCGCCUGUGGAGGGGCAGAGGCGCGGUCUUGUUCCGGAUAUUUGGUGCUAGAUCCGGUGACCGGCGAGAUGCAGCAGGAUCAGCGCAAGAAGAGUUCGGCGGAGGCAGAGUUUUUCACGGAGUAUGGCGACGCAAGUCGGUACAAGAUUCAGGAAAUCGUUGGCAAGGGCAGCUACGGUGUGGUGUGCUCAGCAAUAGAUGUCCACACUGGUGAGAAAGUGGCAAUAAAAAAGAUACAUGAUAUCUUUGAGCACAUAUCUGAUGCUGCACGGAUUCUCCGUGAGAUUAAGCUUCUGAGGCUCCUAAGGCAUCCUGACAUUGUUGAAAUAAAGCAUAUCAUGUUACCUCCAUCAAGAAGAGACUUCAAGGAUAUUUAUGUUGUCUUUGAGCUUAUGGAGUCUGAUCUCCACCAAGUUAUUAAGGCUAAUGAUGACUUAACGAAGGAACAUUACCAGUUCUUUCUUUACCAAUUACUCCGGGCUCUGAAGUACAUUCACACUGCUAAUGUUUAUCACCGGGACUUGAAGCCGAAGAAUAUAUUGGCGAAUUCCAACUGCAAACUGAAAAUUUGUGACUUUGGGUUGGCACGAGUUGCAUUCAACGAUACCCCAACAACAAUCUUUUGGACGGAUUAUGUUGCAACAAGAUGGUAUAGAGCUCCAGAGCUCUGUGGAUCCUUCUUUUCAAAGUAUACACCAGCAAUUGACGUCUGGAGUAUCGGAUGCAUUUUUGCGGAGGUUUUGACAGGAAAGCCUUUGUUUCCUGGUAAAAAUGUUGUACAUCAGUUAGAUUUGAUGACCGAUCUUCUGGGCACACCAUCCAUGGAUACAAUAUCUCGGGUCCGGAAUGAGAAAGCAAGGAGGUACCUGAGCAGCAUGAGAAAGAAAGAGCCAAUCCCAUUUUCGCAGAAGUUCCCUAAUGCGGAUCCUUUGGCCUUGGACCUUUUGCAAAGGCUUUUAGCAUUCGACCCAAAGGAUCGCCCAACCGCUGGAGAGGCAUUGUCUCAUCCAUACUUCAAAGGGCUUGCCAAGGUUGAGAGAGAACCAUCCUGCCAACCAAUCACAAAAAUGGAGUUUGAGUUUGAGCGUAGAAGAGCGACAAAGGAAGAUAUAAGGGAACUUAUAUUUCGCGAGAUCCUGGAAUACCAUCCUCAAUUGCUCAAAGAUUACAUCAAUGGCACUGAGAGGACAACCUUUCUAUACCCAAGUGCCGUCGAUCAAUUUAGGAAGCAGUUUGCUCAUCUCGAAGAAAAUAGUGAAAGCGGCCCUGUAGUUCCAAUGGAUAGAAAGCACACCUCUCUUCCUCGGUCUACUAUUGUUCACUCAGCUCCAAUUCAUGCCAAGGAACAACCCCGUAUUGGCCCAUCAAGGGAUAGACCUUUGACUGAUGAGUCAUAUAAAAACCCUCGAGACUCGGAAAAAUAUUCUGGCAAUGUCCCGAGGAGCUCACACCAUUCACAGGCUCCACAAAGAGUGCCAACAGCAAGACCAGGAAGGGUAGUUGGUCCGGUACUGCCUUAUGAAAAUGUUGGCACCAGUCAUCCGUAUGACCCACGAAGAGUGGCAAUGAACUCAGGAUAUCCUCCCCAACAGCAAAUCCCACAAACAUACGGUUAUUAUCAGACAACCGGAAAGUCAGCUUGCUCUGAGCCAUCCCAGGCUGAAAGGUAUACGCUGCACCAGCAGGCCUAUGCUUGCGCAAACAGUUCAACUGCGCCUGAUGUUGCCCUGGACAUGAGAGCACCCCCUUUCCAUCAAUCAGCAGGGCCAAAAAGUGGUUCUUCUGAUAGGUUAACAGCAGAAACGAACCUAUACACAAGAUCCCUUAAUGGCAUUGUUGCAACUACAUCCGGAGUGGCAGCAAGUGCUCACAGAAAGGUCAGCGUUGUUCCCUACGGCAUGUCACAGAUGUACUAGUGGCCAAUCACAAAUUUUACAACACAUCUGGCAUGUCACAGAUGUACUAGAGAAACAGGAGCGCUGCUGCUGGCUGGUGAGAAACAUUGAGAAACGAAGGGGCGGAUCAAGCUAUGGUGGAUGCCGCCGAAGUUGACAGCCCUCAGGCAGCCUGAGGUUCAUGAUAUUUGCAGUGGCUCAUCUUUCCUGUUUGAUCCAGAAACACGGCAAAACACAUCAGCCCCUUCGUGCUCUUUGGGCCACCAGUUUGUAUCUGCCUGUGUGCCCUUUAGCACUGGAAGGGGGUAGUCCAGUGGCUUGUAAUCUGAGCUAUUUAGGCGCCAAUUACUUUUCUACAGUGAGAAGGCAGAAGGGAAGGAAGGAACACUAACCCUUUUUCUUGUUGUAUAGAGAUGUUUGUCAUCAAUGUGCAACCUCAGAAAGAUAUAAACCUCAGAAACAUGUGAUUAAACA